Galleria mellonella (greater wax moth) is the source of this 469-nucleotide messenger RNA. RefSeq names its product 60S ribosomal protein L37a (gene RpL37A). Gene Ontology annotation, cellular component: ribosome. The coding region runs from base 148 to 420 and encodes 90 amino acids. Gene Ontology annotation, biological process: translation. NCBI's taxonomy places the organism in Eukaryota, Metazoa, Arthropoda, Insecta, Lepidoptera, Pyralidae. Gene Ontology annotation, molecular function: structural constituent of ribosome. The transcript has 3 exons. The record is from RefSeq and is a predicted model, not a curated record.
UUGAAAUUGAAUAACAAUUUUGGCAACACUGAAGUGUCAAAUGUCAAAACUGUCAAGUGUCAUUAAACUGUCAUCAAUAAGAUUUAGUUUUUUUAUUAUUUCGUCCUUUCUGUCAAUUCGGCUUUUGGAUUAAACAGGUUAUUAAAAAUGGCCAAACGCACGAAAAAGGUCGGAAUCACUGGCAAAUAUGGCACACGUUAUGGUGCUUCAUUGCGUAAAAUGGUUAAAAAGAUGGAAGUGACUCAACAUGCUAAAUACACUUGCUCUUUCUGUGGAAAGGAUGCAAUGAAGCGCUCAUGUGUUGGCAUCUGGUCAUGCAAGCGCUGCAAAAGAACAGUAGCUGGUGGCGCUUGGGUGUUCUCCACAACAGCCGCGUCAUCCUGCCGCUCAGCUGUGAGAAGGUUACGUGAAGUAAAGUAAUUACCUCUCACACAUUAGGAUAAGAUAAUAAAUUGUAAAAAAAAAAUUU